Molecule: messenger RNA, 2220 nt
Organism: Populus trichocarpa (black cottonwood)
Lineage: Eukaryota; Viridiplantae; Streptophyta; Magnoliopsida; Malpighiales; Salicaceae
Product: GRAS family protein RAD1
Exons: 1
Coding region: 423-2030 (535 amino acids)
Biological process (GO): regulation of DNA-templated transcription
Cellular component (GO): nucleus
Molecular function (GO): DNA-binding transcription factor activity; sequence-specific DNA binding
Source: RefSeq, a predicted model, not a curated record
CUUCUUCCUUUUUCUCCCUUCUGUUGAAUAGGGUUAAUAGGCUCACUUGCUACUAAAGCCAAACUUGAGGAGUUAACAGCUUUAACUUCGUGAUCAAUAGCAUCUGCCGAACCGGCUUCCUCGUUUCCUAUCAUUGAUUUUCAACGUGGCCUCAUAAGCCAUGCACUCCUUUUCUGUUGGCAGUUGAUCUCCUAACUUUUGUGUAGUCAAUACUCUUGUCGCUUUCUCUUGCGGCUCAGUUUUUGAUGGAACAAAAAAAAAAAAAAACCCAUCAUCCUGUCAUUAGAUCUUAAGAUAUCUAUUUAUUCAACAUAUAGUUUAGAGAAUUAGGAUCCACCGUAUUUAUGUUUUCCCUUUAGCCUCCAAAGUCGGUCUAACUCUUAGCCAUAUCAUUCCCUUCACCUGAGCUCCUUCAAGAAGCAAUGGAAGGCAUGAAUGACUGGCUCUCCUUCUCCAUGCACGAGAGUCUCAACCAUGACCUUGCCAUUAGAAGGUUUUGUCCUGCUAGAAUGGAGCUGGAACAAGGAGAAGAGUGCUGGGAGGAAAUCACAUUCAGUGAGAUUGAACUUCUUUCUCCUGAUGAUGACAGCACUAGCCCUCCUCACUUAGCUGAUUCUGAGGUGGAUGAAUUGGUUGAUAGCUUUAUUAACGUGGAUCAAGACGGUAACAAGGAUGACAAGUCCUUUGAGAAGGACCAGGAUUUCAAUCACCUCCAAGAUGAUCAUAUAGAGGCAUUUUCCAUGGUGAAUGAUGUUUUUCAAGACGUUCCAAAGAUGAAUAUAGAAGGUGAUGAAUUGGAGAUGAGCAGCUCUUUCGAAGAUCUUGAAGCUGUUUCUGAUAUGGAGCCUAGAGUGGAAGACAUGACUCAGGGUGUAGAUCAAGGCCUUCAUUUGGUCCACUUGUUGUUGGCUUGUGCUGAGGCUUUGAGCUGCAGAGACACACGGCUAGCAGAAACAAUGCUCAGCCAAAUUUGGCCUUCAGUUAGUCCAUGGGGUGAUUCUUUGCAGAGGGUUUCUUUUUGCUUCGCUAUGGGAUUGAAAUGUAGAUUAUCACAUCUUAAUAAUGUGAAUGCACAUGGGACAUUCACAAUUGGUGGUGCUAUGGAUAGAUCAUUGAUCGUUAGGGCAGAGAAAAUGGAAGCUUUUCAACUUCUUCAUCAAGCAACUCCUUAUAUCGCUUUUGGUUUCAUGGCUGCAAAUGAAGCUAUAUGCCAGGCAGCACAAGAAAAGGACUCUUUGCAUAUCAUUGAUCUAGGAAUGGAGCACGCCCUUCAGUGGCCUUCUUUGAUGAGAAUUCUAGCUUCAAGGCCUGAAGGCCCUCCGAAACUCCGAAUCACAGGAUUGAUAGAUGGUCAUAAUCUGUUAGAGCUUGAAGCUAGCAUGAAAGAACUUGCCGAGGAAGCUAGCUCAUUAGGCAUCCGUUUGGAAUUUAACUUGGUUUCAGAGCCAGUUUCGCCAUUGCUUUUAACUACUGAGAAUCUUAACUUGAGAGAAGGGGAGGCAUUAUUUGUGAAUAGCAUAAUGCACUUGCACAAGUUCGUGAAAGAGAGUAGAGGCUCCCUCAAGGCAAUCCUCCAAGCAAUAAAGAAAUUAAAUCCAACAUUGCUUACGGUGGUAGAACAAGACGCAAACCACAAUGGUCCCUUCUUUCUUGGAAGAUUUAUUGAAUCUCUUCAUUACUACUCUGCCAUUUUUGAUUCCCUUGAAGCUAGUCUUCCGAGAAAUAGCCCACAGAGGAUAAAGAUGGAAAAGGUUCAAUUUUCUACGGAGAUUUGCAAUAUCAUAGCUUAUGAAGGUUCUAACAGGAUUGAGAGACAUGAAAGAGCAGAUCAAUGGAGAAGGCAAUUAUCCCGAGCAGGGUUUCAAGUAAUGGGGUUGAAAUGCAUGAGCCAAGCUAGAAUGAUGCUCUCUGUUUAUGGCAUUGAUGGUUACACUUUAGCCACCGAAAAGGGUUGUCUCCUCCUUGGAUGGAAAGGCCGGCCUAUCAUGCUAGCAUCUGCAUGGCAAGUGCACAACCUUUUUCCCUCCUAAUGCCUGCCAAGGUUUUGCUGCUUUAUAUAGUAUCAACAUUUAAAUAACAAAGUGGAUUUGCUGCUUUAAUGAUGAUCCAGAUAUUCCCGAAAAGAUUGUGCACAUUUCAGCCCAUGUUUCUCACAGAAGUUUUGCAAUUUCUUGAAUUAUGUUAUCAUUGCAAUAUUGAUCAUUCUAGUUCACAUUUUUA